GCCUCCCUACCUUUCUCACAACACAGAGUAAAAAAACCGAAGACAGAGAGAGACAACGAUGGCUUGUAAUUGGUCAGCUGAAAAUGCCACUAGAGCCUACCUCAACACCAUGAAAAUGGGAAAGAGAGCGAAAGAGCCGGACGUGGCAGAGUUCAUCUCAGCACUUGCUGCAGGCACCAAUGCACAACUCAUGGUGGUGGUUGCAGGCGGAGUUGCCGCACGCUCCACCACCCUCGCACUAGUCGCGGCUGCCCACCAAACAGGCGGCCGUGUUGUCUGCAUCCUUCGCGGUCCAGAAGAGCUCCGCCUCACAAAACGUGGGCUGGGUCCUGACGCGACACAUGUCGAGUUUGUCAUCGGGGAAGCUCGAUAUCUGCUCACAAAUCGCUACAGGGAAGCAGAUUUUGUUGUCAUUGAUUGUGGUCUUUCAGACCAUGAUAGCCUCUUUAGAGCAGUUCAAGCAGGGGAGAGGAGGAAUGGAAAUGGGGCAAUUGUUUUGGGCUACAAUAUUGCUGUCAAUAAGGAGUCAUGGUCAUGGGGUGGGUCAGAAACACAGUUCCUGCCCAUAGGAGAAGGGCUGCUAUUGAGCAGAAUAGCUGCAAGAGAAAAGGUUGGAAUUGGUGGCAGUUUUAGGAGAUGUCGUCACUGGAUUGUGAAAGUUGAUAAGUGCACAGGGGAGGAGCAUGUGUUUAGGGUUAAAUCACCACAGAGGAGAUUUGUUGAAGCUUAAAUUUCUAAAC
This is a messenger RNA of Rhododendron vialii, 740 nucleotides long. RefSeq lists its product as uncharacterized. The coding region runs from base 59 to 730 and encodes 223 amino acids. The transcript is spliced from 2 exons. The record is from RefSeq and is a predicted model, not a curated record. NCBI's taxonomy places the organism in Eukaryota, Viridiplantae, Streptophyta, Magnoliopsida, Ericales, Ericaceae.